Molecule: messenger RNA, 1310 nt
Organism: Neocloeon triangulifer
Lineage: Eukaryota; Metazoa; Arthropoda; Insecta; Ephemeroptera; Baetidae
Exons: 4
Coding region: 160-1143 (327 amino acids)
Source: RefSeq, a predicted model, not a curated record
UGUCAACAACAACCAAAGUCGCACUACGUGAGAAAAACCUUAUUUUCGAGUCAUGCCCAUUCUACGACGAGUUGCCUUGACCCUUGCGAUGGUUCACGGCUAGGAGUGCUUUAAAGACAAAAGAGAUUUUGUAAAGUGCGAAACAAGUGAAAACUCAAGAUGACCAUCACCGCGGAGACCCUUGAGAAGUUGUGUUUGCGCUUCAUCGUUAAAUUCCACAAGGAAAUCACCGACUACAGUGUUGUUGCGCAGAAUAAAUCCCCCAUGAAUUUGCAAGGCUUGCCCGCGAGCGUGAAAGAGAAGUUUUUCGAAGCGAGCCGCGAAUCAGGGCAGGCCUCCGCCCUUCCGUACUGGUUCGCGAUGGCCCUGAUCGGCAGCAACACGCAGCACGUCAACCUGAAGGGCGUGGAGACGUUUUCGGCGGUGGACCUGGCGCUCGACCUGAGGAGCAAGGGCGUCCACCGGCUCUCGAGUUUGGUGCUGGACCACUGGCCGGGGGCGGUCGUCGACCCCAUCCGGCCGCAGCAACUCGUGCCCAACGCCAGCCUCGUCAGGGUGUGCAUGCGCCAGAUGUUCUGCGGCACCCACGACCUUGCCACCGUCGCCUUCAAGUUCCCCCAAAUCAGGGAGCUGACGGUGACCGUGUCCGGAGACUGCUCGUUCGGCCACCUCGCCAAAAUGGAGCACCUGCGCGAGUUCUUCUUUUUCUACGAGAGCAGCAACGACGACGAGCGCGGCUCGGAUGGCGUCCGGCGCGCGGACGUCCUCCUGUACAGUCUGCUCUGGUCGGUGCCGAGGCUGCACAGGGCGGGCAGGGUCAAGAGCACCGGCCACGAGCUGUGCGUCCAGGACAUGUCCGAGGGCCUCAGACUGCUCAAACCGCCCCUGGGCUUGACCUUUGCCAAGGUCAGCGCGUCCAAAGUGGCCUCUUUGCAACUCGCCCAUUUGCUGCCCAAUUUGGCCGAACUUGAGCUGCACUUGGACUCGAUUGUGCCUGAUGUGCAGGAUUUCUUGAUCUUUCCUAAACUCAAAUCAUUUCAUUUGUGGUCUCAUCUUGGUAUUGCUAAGGAAGAUAGGCAAUUUUUUGUCAAAACCUUGCAAGAUCAUUAUCAAGGGCUGCGCGUACAAAAUGCAUUUGCCUGAUUAAUAAAACGUUAAUAUUGGAGGUCUAUAUUUAUUUAUUAAAAGUUUCCUUUGUAAUGUAAUGAAAUAAAAAUGUCGAUCAUCAUUUUACUUGUUGAAAACCAACACAACUUAAAUUAUGUUUGCUGGAUCACCUCGAAAGGAACCAACUCUGCCCAGGGAUGCUG